UCUCAUUCCUCAUUUCACUCAUACCCCACUCCCUCCUCAUUCACAUUCGCAACAUAGCAACCAUGUCUUCUCGUCUUGCCCAGAUCUCCUCCCACUUGACCAUCCAGCCCACCGCUGCGGAGGCUUCGGAAAUCCGCACAAAGAUCGGCGUCAAGUCGCCCGAUGAUGUUGUUAUCGUCGAUGCCGUCCGCACCCCCAUGACCCGCGGCAAGAAGGGUGGCUUCAAGGACACCGUUCCCGAGGAUCUCUUGGCCGCUGUCCUCAUCGCCAUCAAGGACCGCACUAAGAUCGACCCCGCUCUCGUUGACGAUAUUUGCGUUGGUAACGUUCUCCAGGCUGCCGGUGGUGCCACCGUCUCCCGCAUGGCUGCCCUCUACGCCGGAUACCCCGAAAAGACCUCGAUCUACACCACCAACCGCCAGUGCUCCUCUGGAUUGCAGGCCGUCGUCAACAUUGCCACCCACAUCCAGGCUGGCUUGAUCGACAUUGGUAUCGGUGCCGGUGUCGAGUCCAUGACCAUGGGAUACGGUCCCUCGGCCAUGGCCUCCCAGACCUCCGAGAAGAUCCCUGAUGCAUGCGAGCCUGCUGCUGACUGCCAGCUCCCCAUGGGUAUCACCUCCGAGAACGUUGCCAGCGAGUUCAACGUCACCCGUGAGAAGCAGGAUCAGUUCGCUGCCCUCUCCUUCGCCAAGGCCUCCAAGGCCCAGGCCGAGGGCAAGUUCGACAGCGAGAUUGUCGCCGUCAAGACCACCAUCAAGGAUGAGAACGAUAACGAGAAGGAGAUCAUCGUCUCCAAGGAUGAUGGUAUCCGUGCCGGCACCACUGUCGAGAAGUUGGCCAAGCUCCGCCCCGCCUUUGAUGGUGCCACCACCGCCGGUAACGCCUCCCAGGUUUCCGAUGGUGCUGCCGCCGUUCUGUUGAUGAAGCGCAAGACUGCCGAGAGAUUGGGUCUCCCCAUCCAAGGAAAGUACAUCGCCUCGGCCGUCGUUGGAUGCCCUCCCAAGAUCAUGGGUGUCGGCCCAGCUGUCGCCAUCCCCGCCGUCUGCAAGAAGGCCGGUGUCAAGAUCGAGGACAUUGAUGUCUUUGAGCUCAACGAGGCCUUCGCCUCCCAGGCCGUCUACAGCAUUGAGAAGUGCGGUUUGGAUAUCAACAAGGUCAACCCCGUCGGAGGUGCCAUUGCCAUGGGUCAUCCCUUGGGAUGCACCGGUGCUCGCCAGAUCGCCACCAUUCUCCCCGAGUUGAAGCGCCAGGGCAAGAAGCUCGGUUUGACCACCAUGUGCAUUGGUACCGGAAUGGGCAUGGCAUGCAUCAUCGAGCGGGAAUAAACGACUGGAUCGAUGGAAACAAAAACACUUGUAGUAGCGCGACCUUGUAAAAAAGGACUGAAUAAAUAGAAUUUGUAAAUAUACAACCAUGUAAAGCAAAAAAAAA
This is a messenger RNA of Gamsiella multidivaricata, 1431 nucleotides long. RefSeq names its product Thiolase, N-terminal domain-containing protein. Gene Ontology annotation, molecular function: acetyl-CoA C-acyltransferase activity. Gene Ontology annotation, cellular component: peroxisome. The record is from RefSeq and is a predicted model, not a curated record. The transcript is spliced from 4 exons. The coding region runs from base 63 to 1325 and encodes 420 amino acids. NCBI's taxonomy places the organism in Eukaryota, Fungi, Mortierellomycota, Mortierellomycetes, Mortierellales, Mortierellaceae. Gene Ontology annotation, biological process: phenylacetate catabolic process; fatty acid beta-oxidation.